AUGGGCUAUAUCUGCAAAUCCGUUGCAACACAACAGGGAGAAUUCUGGGUUGCGCGCAGUUUGAACCAAGGCUGGCGCAGGCGACGUGUGAGCCAACUGGGGCAGUCACAGUCCGAGCCGGAAGUAGUGGAGACGCCGCCGCAGCAGGAUUUGAAGAGACUCAGACCCUCCGAGAUCGAAUCAGCUUUGCAGUCAUUGCCGUCCUGGAAGGUUCCACCUAGUGCGUCGCAACAUCUUUGGGUUUGA
Messenger RNA from Penicillium canariense, 246 nucleotides. RefSeq lists its product as uncharacterized. The transcript has 2 exons. NCBI's taxonomy places the organism in Eukaryota, Fungi, Ascomycota, Eurotiomycetes, Eurotiales, Aspergillaceae. The coding region runs from base 1 to 246 and encodes 81 amino acids. The record is from RefSeq and is a predicted model, not a curated record.